AUGGCGACGAGGACGCCACGAGCGUCUAUUAGCCAAACAACCUUUAUAAUAUUACUUUUUCUGAGUGCUUAUUCCUGUCAGCUAUAUACGAUAUCCUUUCAGGACUCCACAGGCUGCGGGGAAGACAGUUAUUUUGAUAUUUCGGGUCUAUCUUGCCUUAAGUGUGGACCAAAUCAAGUCCCCAGUAAAUCUGGUCUAGGCUGCACAUGCCAGGCAGGGCACCGUGUGCUGGUCAGUAAUGGAGCCUCGGUCGUCUGUCAGCGGUGCCCUGAAUCAAAAAGGGCAGUGACGCGGGAUGGGUACGGCUGCAUUCGCUGUCCUGGUGACACCGCAGGAGACGGCACCUGCAUGUGCCCCCCCAACCACAUCCUGGUGGAGAGAGACGGUAAGGGGAAUCUGCAGGAGGAGGCCUUGUGUGAACCCUGCAACAGCGCUGAUCCUGCCUUGACUAUCCCAGAUGGCACAGGAAGCAGGUGUGUGAGAUGCCAGGAUUCUUUUGUCAACACGUCCCUAUCCUGCUCCUGUGGAGGUAAGGAGGCAGGAGGACAGUGUUUCCGCAAGAACGAUCUGCCGGACUACCGCAGUGAGGUCUCCAGCAUCAAUUUUGCUCAGCUGGCUCUUCCCAUUCAGUCUGUGUGGUUCUCCAGUCAUCUCUACUCGUCAGCAGCUGGCUGUUUGCUGUUCUCCAACAGGACGUCCUGCCAGGCGCUGGGCAACAUGUGUGUGAUGAACAUGUACUCGUCCAGCUCGCUGAGCACCGACGCCUGCGGCCUCUACAACACCGUUUUCAGGAGCACCGCAGCGCAGGGCCACAGCCAAGAGGUCACGCACUGGAGAACCAACAUGCCCUGGCUGUUCUACGGGGAUCAGCCCGGUUUGGCAUCCCGCGUGCUGCAGGCUGAGCCCCUCCCUGUUGGCUACAGCUUUAGAGGAACCUACAGGAAUACACAAAUUCAGCUCAUAGCAGCGGUUUACAAUGUGGGAGGACAGUUCUUGCGAUGGGAAAACCUUACGACAGGAGCACUGCAGCUCUGUCCAGACACUGUCGCCAGGCAACAAGCAGCCUACACCUUUGGGACAGCCUACAAGCAAAGUUGUGUGUUCUCUGUGUCGGAGCUGCUGGCCCGAUUCCCGGAGCCUCUGUUCUACGACGUCUUCCUGGUGCUGAAGUCCUCUCGGGGGGACCAACGUCUCGUGGCCCUGCCCAUACGAAACCUCAACCUGCAGUUGAACGGACAGUUUGUCAAUCAAGGCUCCAAUAUGAAUAACUGGUACCUGACGCGCAGACUAAUGAUGGUGGACACUCUGAGUGGCAGAGAGAAGAGCUUGAGUGCCACACCCAGAGUCAUACGCGUGGCCACCAACAUCAAGAUCGGGUUUCGGCUGGUGCCCCUGACCCAGCGUGGGCAGGUGUAUCCCCCUCUCAUCACCGUCUCCUACACAGACGUACUCGUCACAGACCCCCUCUCACAGACCAUUUCUGUGUCGUUCUCCAUGGGGUAUGAAAUGGAUCAGAAUGAAGCUCGAGUGAAGACUGAUAUUGCUCUGGGGGUGCUGGGUGGUGUGGCAGUGAUUUACUCGCUGGUGAAGACGGCAAGCUGGAAGAGGAGAAUCGUGUCUCCUGUGAUUGACCUGGAGACCAUUCUGAAGUUCCUGCUGUUCUACGCUGGGGAUUUAGCCAAUGUGUUUUUUAUCAUCACCGUGGGAACAGGACUCUAUUGGCUUAUCUUCUACAAGGCUCAGCAGUUUGUAUCUGUGUUACUGCCACUGCCGGAACAGGAGGAGCGAUUCAAGACGUACGUCAGCUGUGCCUUCGGUCUGAAGACAGUGCAGUUCCUCCACAAGCUUGUGCAGCAGCUGUCGGUGGAUGUUUUCUUCAUCGACUGGGAGAGACCGCGCAGCAAAGCACUCAAACCAGCAGAGGGAACUGGAGAGGGGAGGAGUGGCGCGGCACCCGUCAGUAUCUGGAGGACGUACUUUGUAGCCAACGAGUGGAACGAGAUCCAGACCAUGCGCAAGAUCAGCCCCACCUUCCAGGUGUUGAGUGUCCUCUUCCUGCUGGAAGUGGCCGGCUUCUCCAGCCUGGUGCUGAGAGACCCCUGGUCUACACUGCAGCGACCGGCCCAGGCCUACACCCCCGAACACAGCCAGGUGCUGCGCUUCGGCCUGGCCUCCUGCCUCUGGCUCGCCGUGGGCCUGCUCCAGGUGGUAUUCUUCACUGUUUUCCACGAGCGCUUCAUCGAGGAUAAGAUCCGACAGUUUGUGGAUCUCUGCUCCAUCAGCAAUGUGUCUGUACUGCUGCUCUCCCACCGGUGCUUUGGUUACUACAUCCACGGCCGCUCUGUACACGGUCACGCGGACACCAACAUGGAGGAGAUGAACGCCAACCUGAAGAGAGAGGCGGAGAACUUGUGUGGGCAGAGGGGCCUGCUGCCCAACUCAGAUACUCAAACCUUCCAGAUCGCCAUCACAGCGCGCCUGAGGAACCAAUACGAUCGCAUCCUGGAGCCGCUUUGCAGAAGGAAUGGUCCCUCGAGAUUGUUGGACGCCUCGGCCAAUCCUUUUGAGCAGAGCACGAAGGCCUACCACACUAUGAACCGUUUCCUCAGCUCCAUCAUCGAUCAUGCCCACCGUGAGAUGGACUACAUCAUCCGGGACAAAAUGCUCCUGGAGAGGGUCAUUGGGAUGGAGUUUAUCGAGCCGAAUGAUAAGAGCAUCUUUUACAACGAUGAGUCUCACUCCUUCAGCGACGUGCUGUUCUAUGGGAACGAGGCGACGCUUCUCAUUUUCGACACGCUCUUCUUCUGUGUGGUGGACCUGGCCAGCAACAAUUUCAUCCUCGCUGCCACGCUCACCUAUCUACAGCAACUGGUGUUCCGGCUUAUCCGUGAUGUACUUGGGAGGAGAAACUUGGCUUCUAAGACUCUUGUGGAUAAGCGAUUUCUCAUCUGAGGUCUCUCUCAUACACACAUCUUAAAAUCUUGAUUCGUUCAUCACAACAUCCCACCAUGCAUCACAACAUGCCUUCAAAGUACAAAGACUUCACAUAACACUGUUAUGAGUUAGAUUGUGGCUAGAAUCUUUUUUUGAAGGUGUAGUGUCCAACAGUCCAAACAGAAGGAGUGUCCAACACCGUAGUGUCCAACAGCCCAACAGUAAAACCAACCCUUCCUUAGCCUGACCUUGCCAUUCGUACACUACUGUCAAUUUAUAUUACCCUCCAUGUUACGUCUGGGCCGGGAAUUCUGGGAGGAGAUUAUUCUUGUCGCCAGGCAACCAGCCAAUUGGAAAACAGAAGAGGGACAAUGGAGCGGGGGAUGCACAUUUCCAAUUUUAAUGGAGUUCACUUCUCCCAUCUGUAAUUUUUUGUCAUUGUCAUGACUAUACGUUACCAAUUGGGUAAAAUCAGCAAUUAGGUAAAAUCAUCCGACCUCAACGGAAUUAACCCGUCUGAAACUGAAUUUGGUUCGCUGAAUGACUCACUGGGAUUACAUUUUCAAAGAACACUGAACAAGAUGUGCUGCUGGCCAGCCAUGGAAUCUAAAACUGAGUGGAUGCAGCGAUGGAACCAUCAAAUUAUAUUUGAUUCGAUGUCAUGUAAAACCAACCAACACAUACAAUGAUAUCACUGCUAAAACCACCCCACCAUCUCCAAGUCAAAGAAAUCAACAUGAUGGCAUUCUUUUCCGAAGUCUGAAUUUUACAUUCCAAAACCACAGUGCCAGUGUCAUUGUGCAGCUCUGUUCUUAACUUUUCAAACAAAAAACCCUUGUCUGUGUAUUUCAGUAUAUUUUUAAUUGUAGCUUUUGUUUAUUGCUUACUUUAUUGCUUUAUUGUCUGUAUUGCUUACCACCUUUUUUAAUAUUUUAAUAAAGAUGUUUUUUAUAGUUUUU
Messenger RNA from Engraulis encrasicolus (European anchovy), 3893 nucleotides. RefSeq names its product transmembrane protein 67 (gene tmem67). The transcript has 28 exons. The record is from RefSeq and is a predicted model, not a curated record. Gene Ontology annotation, biological process: cilium assembly. Gene Ontology annotation, cellular component: ciliary transition zone; MKS complex. The coding region runs from base 1 to 2952 and encodes 983 amino acids. NCBI's taxonomy places the organism in Eukaryota, Metazoa, Chordata, Actinopteri, Clupeiformes, Engraulidae.